ACACCUUAUUUUCAAAUCUUGGUGGGACAGCAAGUUCUUUAGCUGUUGAUGCCAUGAAGGAAAAUAACAUAUUCUGGAUCAAUCAAUUGGAAGGCUCUCCAAUCGUCUUUCUUUAUGGUAUAAUAUGUACAUUUGGAGCGUUAGCAAACUUGGUCGUCUUAUUUGCCUUCAUUCGAACUUCAAAUUUAAGGAAUCUAAGAAACAGAGUUAGGCGUGCAGAUCUACGACAUUUCCGUAAACAUUUCCGCAUAUUCAGUUUCAUCGUCAACUUGGCGUGCUCUGACCUAUUGCUAUGUGUGGUUACCGCUCCAGUGACUCUGUAUACCAGUGCCAAUGUAUUCUGGCCAUUCGGGAAUAUAUCCUGUAAGGUGGUAAGUGCAAAAUGUACAACUAUGUACUCUACUAUAAUGUUUAUGCUGUGUAAUGCAGUUGGCAUCCGUCCAAGCUGUGAAUACAUUCGUGUCGUCGUUAACACUUGCUUUAAUCGCUAUGGAUCGAGUUCUACUUACAACGUGUCCCGUAAGAUGGUAAACAAUCCGUUUUUUAUUUGCCAGCGAAAAUUUCCCCUAGAUAUCUGCAUUAUCAGGCGCCUAGCAGCAACUGCCCCAAUAGUCUGUUACUGUAUUGUAUGGAUAGUAUCAAUCGUGGUUGCAUUACCGUAUUCACUGACCGUAAGAUCAAGCAAAAUUGAUAAUUUUGAGCCAUGGAACGACGUGCACACUCCUGCU
Messenger RNA from Strongylus vulgaris, 728 nucleotides. The record is from the annotation of a GenBank genome assembly. Lineage: Eukaryota; Metazoa; Nematoda; Chromadorea; Rhabditida; Strongylidae.